Salvelinus sp. IW2-2015 is the source of this 1069-nucleotide messenger RNA. Lineage: Eukaryota; Metazoa; Chordata; Actinopteri; Salmoniformes; Salmonidae. The record is from RefSeq and is a predicted model, not a curated record.
UACGCACCCACCGGGGGAAACGUCCACAUCACCACCAGAAGAUAGACCUGAGCCACAUCACCUCUAAAUGUGGAUCAAUGUCCAACAUCCGUCACCGGCCAGGGGGUGGUAACGUGCGUAUUGAGAGUGUGAAGCUGGACUUCAAGGACAAGGCCGAGGCCAGUGGCUCACUGGCCAACGCCAGUCACACCCCUGGGGGAGGACAAAUCAUGAUCGAGAGCCACAAGCUGACGUUCCGUGACACGGCCAAGGCGCGCGUGGACCACGGGCCAAGACGUGGGGCAGACGUUAUCACCCUGUCCCCAGGUGGCACGGGGGGCACAUCCCCCCACCGUCUCAGCAACGUGUCAUCCACGGGCAGCCUCAACCUCCUGGACUGCCCCCAGCUGUCCACRCUGGCCCAGGACGUCACCAUGGCCCUGGCCAAGCAAGGCUUAUGAGCCUCCUGCCUCCUCCAUCGCCCCUGGUUCCUGGUCCUCCAUCUCYCCCUGGACCUCCUGGAUCCCUUGGACCCCCUGGUCUUAACAUCCCCCUUUAACAUUUCUCCGUCGGCCCUCCACUGCAACAACCCGUCCCCCAAGAUAAGAAACCAGACGACUGUGAUCAGAGUAUCAGAGUCCAUCUUCCAUCAUUCCACUCCCCCUCUCGCUCCUCCAUAGGAAAACAUGCUAUUUAAACUACCACCACCAGGGGGAUUUUAAUGACUGACUCUAGGAUGUAUGUUCUUCUUCUUUCUGUUCUAAGGGAUGUGCCCGACUCUGCUAGGGUGUGUUGUGUUGUUCUUUUGGCUUCUUUUCAUUCCAUGUUGAACUUUCUUUGGGACAGUACUGUAGAUGGCCAGUGUGCUAACUAGCUAAGGUAUUGAAACAGGUACAGGGAUAGUGUUGAUAGGGUUAUCGGUUAUCUAAGACUUUACAGUGAUUCUUAUUGUGUGGCAAUGAUCUCAAAGACAUUCCAUUUGACCUGGGAUAUUAAGGGGCCCAGACUGGUUUCAUUCCCAACAUACACUAUAUAUACAAAAGUAUGUGGACACCCCUUCAAGUUAGUGGAUUCGGCUAUUUCAGCCAUA